This is a messenger RNA of Clonostachys byssicola, 504 nucleotides long. The record is from the annotation of a GenBank genome assembly. Lineage: Eukaryota; Fungi; Ascomycota; Sordariomycetes; Hypocreales; Bionectriaceae.
AUGGCAUCGAAAAGUUCAAACACCGUCCGUAUGGGGGAAACUGAAUUUUUCGAACUUCAAAAGGGAGUAACCUACACUUCGCCUCAUUUUAACGGUUGUCUCGGCUCAGUAAUUGUAGGAAAGCUGAAUAACAAAUGGUCUCUUAUCAUGGGCCAUUAUGCUUGCCAUGAAGCGAGUAUUGCGGACACAAUGGACACGUCACUUCUCGCUGGCCAUCUCGACAAGUGUCCAAUAGGCAACAAGGGAGCGGCGGUCAACAAGAUCCCACAGUUGUGGGAACCAAAACAGCACUUCUUUUCAACAGAUCGCCAAGCGUUUGUCUACCGCCCAGAGAAAACCGGCCAUGAAGACAUGGUCGACAAGUUGAGUGAGAUCAUCAAGGACACCACUGGCCUGAGCCCGAAAGAGAAAGACUACACUGAAAAGACGGCCCAGGAUGGCAAUGCCGCAAUUUCAGUCAAAGUUAAUAUGCUCAAUCAUAUCAAGAUCAAGUUUGCUAAAUGA